Molecule: messenger RNA, 1660 nt
Organism: Polyodon spathula (Mississippi paddlefish)
Lineage: Eukaryota; Metazoa; Chordata; Actinopteri; Acipenseriformes; Polyodontidae
Product: docking protein 6
Exons: 8
Coding region: 50-1072 (340 amino acids)
Biological process (GO): cell surface receptor protein tyrosine kinase signaling pathway; positive regulation of MAPK cascade
Cellular component (GO): cytoplasm
Source: RefSeq, a predicted model, not a curated record
CUCAGCAGAAAAACGGGACUUGUCUUGGCAGUGAAGGAUAGCACUGACUAUGGCUUCCAACUUUAAUGAUAUAGUGAAGCAAGGAUAUGUGAAAAUCCGCAGCAGAAAGCUGGGGAUUUUCAGACGUUGCUGGUUGGUGUUUAAGAAGGCAUCCAGUAAAGGUCCACGGCGGUUAGAGAAAUUUCCAGACGAGAAGGCAGCAUACUUCAGAAACUUUCACAAGAUAACUGAGCUGCAUACCACCAAGAACAUUACCAGGCUGCCCCGGGAGACAAAGAAACAUGCCGUGGCAAUCAUCUUCUAUGAUGAGACAUCAAAGACAUUUGCCUGUGAGUCAGAGCUGGAGGCAGAGGAAUGGUGCAAACUGCUCUGCAUGGAGUGUCUCGGCACCAGACUAAAUGAUAUCAGUCUUGGAGAGCCUGACCUACUUGCAGCUGGUGUGCAGAGAGAACAAAAGGAACGGUUCAAUGUUUACUUGAUGCCUACACCAAACCUUGACAUCUAUGGGGAAUGCACUAUGCAAAUCACACAUGAGAACAUUUACCUCUGGGACAUUCAUAACGCCAGGGUAAAGCUGGUCAUGUGGCCUCUCAGUUCCCUUCGAAGAUAUGGAAGAGACUCAACAUGGUUCACGUUUGAAUCUGGCAGAAUGUGUGACACAGGAGAGGGUCUAUUCACAUUUCAGACGAGAGAGGGAGAAAUGAUCUACCAGCGAGUCCACUCAGCAACCUUGGCAAUUGCUGAGCAGCACGAAAGGCUAAUGCUGGAGAUGGAGAAAAAGGCAGGUAUACAAUCCAAUUCAAAUGAAACUACAACAUUAUCUAGAUCAAUAUCACUUCCUCGCAGUGCAUACUGGCAUCACAUCACCCGACAAAACAGUGUAGGAGAAAUCUACAGUUUACAAGGUACCAGUUUAAGUAUGACAUUGGUUCCCCGAACGCAGACCUUCCCUGGUUACAUAUCAGAGCAGUGUGAUGAUGAGCAGCAGCAGCAGCAGCAGCAGCAACAGACCGAGCAUCGUGAGCAGCCUCUGUCUCCUUCUAGUGGCUAUGGAUCAAGCUACAGCUCAUGACCGGUCCAGUGACAUGCACUGUUUGGCUGAUGGUUUCAGUCAGUCCAAGCCGGGACAUUCCAAAUAGUUCAUAGUGGUGGUAAAAGCCAUUUGUAUUUUUUAAAAUGACUAGCUUAUAGAGGAGAGAGGCUCCUACCAACUCAGUGGGGAGCGUCUCAGUGGCUACCUUUUUCUAUCACUUGGUUACUAAUGGCAAAUCCAAAUGGUCAAUGAAACGAUCAAUUCAAUUGCUUUUUACGAGGUGCAAGGUUUGAAGUCCCAGGGAAACAAGUUUGAUCCUGUCACAGCAUCUGUGCAUUACUAAUUGCAUACUCUCCAAAUUGAUUAACGUUCUUUUGUAUCUGAAGCCAAACAGAUAACUCUUUACAUAAAUACUGUUACACUGUCAUCCAAAACGUCAUAAAAUAAAGUACUUGCUUUAUAGCAUUAUCACCCAUUAGAUUAACAGUCCAGGAAAUAAGACAUGGAUUAUUGCUACUCAAUAUAAUUAUUUAUUUAAAAAAAAAAUCCUUCAUUACGCUUUCAAUCCAUAUUAUAUGUCAAUUUACUGUGCUGUGUUAAAUACAUCAUACAUCAGAUACAUAUUUA